Molecule: messenger RNA, 3928 nt
Organism: Megalobrama amblycephala (Wuchang bream)
Lineage: Eukaryota; Metazoa; Chordata; Actinopteri; Cypriniformes; Xenocyprididae
Exons: 2
Coding region: 518-2443 (641 amino acids)
Source: RefSeq, a predicted model, not a curated record
GAGGGAACGAAAUAGUAAGUCGUGCGCAUGUUUUAGUAAAUCGAGGGAACGAAAUAGUAAGAAGUAUCAGCACUUGAAGAACCUCCCCCUGCAGUCUUUUGAGGGUGUGAGUUCCUUACUGCUUAUUGGAGCUGACAAUACUCACCUCAUUGCUCCUAUAUCCCCUGUUCGGCUGGGCCCCUCCGGAGGACCAGCUGCUAUUCAGACAAGGCUCGGCUGGACAUUACAGGGUCCGGUAAGGCUUUUGAAAGAUCAGCUGUCACCACAACAGUGCUUCUUUUUGUCCCUCACCCCUGCUGAGCUUGAGUUAAAGAGAGAUGUUGAACGGCUGUGGCAGAUUGAUGUCUUACCGUACCACUGUGAGAAGCAAGCUACCCGAUCCAAAGAGGAUCGAGAGGCUAUCAGUCUCUUGGAAGCCAAGACCACCCGAGUCGAGGUGAACGGAAUCCUCCGUUAUGCAACACCUUUAUUGCGCAGGAAGGAUUUCCCCUUCUUCUGCGCUACGAAGGAAGCAGUGAUGCCUAGUCUCAGAGGUAUGGAGCGUCGACUCGCUCAGUCACCAGAAAUGUUGGAGGUGUAUAAGUCUGAGAUAAAGAAGCUGGAGAUUACUGGUGCUGCCAUCAAGUUGCGGAACGAGGAAGAGGGAACCACAAGAGAGAAGUGGUAUAUCCCACACCAUAUGAUCACUCACAAUGGUAAAAACCGCCUAGUUUUCAACUGUUCCUUCGAGUAUGAAGGACUGAACCUUAACAACUGCUUACUACCAGGUCCAGUUCUAAGCCCGUCUCUUCUGGGUGUCCUCCUGCGGUUCAGGGAACAUUGUGUGGCCAUAAGUGGGGAUAUACGUGGGAUGUUUCAUCAGGUCCUGCUACUGCCUGAGGACAGACCACUCCUACGCUUCCUCUGGCGUGACCUGCGUCAGGAUGACCCUCCAGAUACUUAUGAGUGGCAAGUCCUUCCCUUCGGGACUACGUGCAGCCCCUGCUGCGCGUCCUUUGCCCUUCAGCGACAUGUGGUGCUGCACAGUACUCCUGACGAGGAUGUCAGAUUCUCUGUGGACCGAUGCUUUUAUGUGGACAACUGUCUACAAAGUUUGAGUUCUGUCCAAGAAGCAAGACUAUUAGUGGAUAAGUUACGUGCCCUCUUAUCCUCUGGUGGUUUUGACAUCCGGCAAUGGGCCAGCAAUGUUGUGGAAGUUGUCAGUCACCUACCUCCUGAAGCCAGAUCCUCUAAACUGGAGUUGUGGCUCUCUCAAGAUAAAGCUGACCCACGAGAGUCAACCUUGGGCCUGAACUGGCACUGCGAGCUGGACCAUCUUGGGUUCAAACACAGACCGAUUUCUUACAAUGCCUUGACAAUGCGGAGCAUCUACCGAGUGCUGGCAAGUCAGUAUGACCCCCUUGGAGUCAUCCUUCCAUAUACUACCCGAGCCAAGGUGAUCGUUCAGCAGCUUUGGGUAAAUCAUCGGGAUUGGGAUGAUCCACAACUCCCUGGUGAGCUCCGGCAAGCAUGGAUAGACUGGGAGGAGGAGCUUAAAUAUUUACCGCAGGUAACCCUCCCUAGGUGCUAUAACCCUUCCUAUAUGGAUAAUUCUAAUGUACGACGAGAGAUUCACAUUUUUAGUGAUGCCUCCGAGAAAGCAUAUGGGGCUGUUGCUUACCUGCGGUCAGAAGGUUGCCAGGGGGACCUCCACCUUGCCUUUCUUCUAGCCCGGUCUAAAGUGGCCCCACAGAAACAGCAGUCAAUACCGAGACUUGAGCUCUGCGCCGCCUUGAUAGGGGCACAGUUGGCGAGGUUGCUUACAACUGAGCUCACUCUUAAGUUGGACAAGGUCACUUACUGGACUGACUCCACUAUUGUCCUCCACUGGCUCCUUUCCGAUUCCUGCCGGUACAAGGUCUUUGUAGGCACCCGGGUUUCGGAGAUUCAGGAGUUGACCGACAGGAAAGAAUGGCGAUACAUAAAUUCUGAGCGAAACCCUGCUGAUGACCUGACUCGGGGCAAGAAGCUGCAAGACCUUAUCGGCCCCAACAGAUGGCUUCAAGGUCCGAUGUUCCUAUUGCAACCAAAGGAGGAGUGGCCUUCUCACCCCACCUCACACUUUUCUGACGCGGAAGAUGCAUCUGAACUUAAAGGAAAAAUCUUCUGUGGGAUAACUAUCACUGUGCCAUUAAUUUCAAGUAGAAAGAAGUACAACAAAUGGGAGGAUUUGGUGGAGGCAGUUGGGCAGGAGCUGCAUGGGGCGGCCGCCCAAGAUGAAUCCCCUCCAGCAAGUACCUAUAGAGAGGCAGAGACUGUUGUCCUGAGAAGGAUACAGAUGGAUAGUUUCCCCGAGGAUUUCCAGCUCCUGAAAUCCAACAAGCCAGUUCGCUCUAACAGUCGGUUGCUGUGUCUUUCUCCGGAAUUUGACGCUGAAAGCCAACUCAUUCGAGUCGGAGGAUGACUGAGGCGGGUGGAAGCCCUUGAUGCAGCUACUGUGCACCCUAUCGUACUCGACUCUCACCAUCCAGACACUCAGCUGCUCAUCAAGGACUAUGAUACUCGACUCCAUCACCCAGGACCAGAGUGAGUGUUUGCUGAGCUCCGUAGGAGAGUGUGGAUUCUGAGAGGCAGGGAGGCAAUUAAGAAGCACCAAAGGGCAUGCCUUGAAUGUUGUAAGUGGCGGUCAAAGCCAGCAACACAGCAGAUGGUUGAUCUUCCCCCUCCGAGACUCCGAUUGUAUAAACCUGCAUUCUAUUCAGCAGGAAUGGACUGUUUUGGGCCUUUUGUGGUGAAAUUGGGACGCCGGACAGAAAAGAGAUGGGGCCUCCUAUUCAAGUGUCUCACCACCCGUGCUGUGCACAUAGAAGUGCUAACCUCCAUGAGCAGUGACUCCUUCCUAAUGGCCCUGAGAAGGUUUAUUGGUCGACGUGGCCAGCCUGCAGAACUGUACUCUGAUCAGGGUACAAAUUUUCGAGGUGGAGAGACGGAACUCCGGGAAAGCUUCCGCCAACUCAGUCCAGACUUACAACAGCUGUUAGCCAAGCAAAGGAUCAGUUUCCACUUCAAUCCUCCGGCCUCUCCACACUUCGGAGGUGUGUGGGAGAGGGAGAUCCGGUCAAUAAAGUCGUCCCUUCGUACAACACUAGGCUCAGAAACAGUGUCUGAAGAAGUUCUUCAGACAGUUCUGAUCGAGAUCGAAGCCAUCCUAAAUUCCAAACCUUUAGGAUAUGUUUCAGCAGAUCUGGCUGAUCCGGAUCCUGUUACCCCCAACUGCCUGCUGAUGGGGCGGCCCGACGGUUCCUUACCCCAGGUGGUGUAUCCAGAGACCGAAAUCCUUACCAAGAGGCGAUGGAGGCACUCCCAGGUAUUAGCCGACAGAUUCUGGACUGCAUUUAUAAGGCACUACCUACUGGCAAUGCAGACAAGAGGAAAGUGGCAAAGACCAUCACCUGACAUUGAGCCUGGUUCCGUAGUCAUGUUAGCUGACCCCCAGGUACCUCGGUCCUUAUGGCACAUUGGUAGAGUUACAAAGGUCUUCCUAGGAGCAGAUGGCCAUGUCAGAACUGCAGAGAUACAGAUAAAAGACCGAACAUAUACUAGGCCUAUAGCUCGUCUGAUUGUGCUUCCUGAAAUCCCUGAAGAGGAUCAGCAUCCUGGAAGUGAAGACAAACAACAGAAAGCCUGAAUUAGUUUCCAACGGAAAACAAAUUUACAAGUAAAUUUGGGGGCGGCAAUGUUGGAAAGGCGGGGCUUAGCUCACCUGUCAAUCAUCAUCUAUGACGCAGUCAAAUGAAGCGGGAGAAAAACUUGCCUGAGACUGAGAGAAAUAACCUCAAUUUGUGUGCUAUUGUGUGCGUCUAUGACUGAUUUACCACACAUCUACCCACAAAUUCUCAACCUGCCACUUAUGUAAAUCUUCAGUGUUCAAUAAACCCCUUUGAUUUAA